Arctia plantaginis is the source of this 510-nucleotide messenger RNA. NCBI's taxonomy places the organism in Eukaryota, Metazoa, Arthropoda, Insecta, Lepidoptera, Erebidae. The record is from the annotation of a GenBank genome assembly.
AUGGUCACCAGGACAAAGAAAAUCUUCGUAGGAGGGCUAUCGGCACCGACAACACUUGAAGAUGUAAAGAAUUAUUUCGAACAAUUCGGACCGAUCGAGGACGCCAUGUUAAUGUUUGAUAAACAAACCAAUAGGCACAGAGGUUUUGGUUUUGUCACGUUUCAAAGUGAAGACAUAGUAGAUAAAGUGUGCGAAAUACAUUUUCACGAAAUCAACAACAAAAUGGUGGAAUGCAAAAAAGCGCAACCCAAAGAAGUCAUGCUCCCGGCGAACCUGGCAAAGACGAGAGCCGCCGGACGCGGCGCGUACGAUUUCAUGUGGUCAUUGGGGGCGCUUCCUGACGGGUUUCCCGCAGCAUAUGCCGCCUACGCGGCAGGACGUAGCUAUUCGGGCUAUCCUAGCUUCGGGCUGCCAUACCCUGCAGGUGUAGUGGGAGUAAUACCGCCGGAAAGUCGUCUGUUGGUUGGUGCGGAGUACGUAAACGCGGGCGUGCUCGGGCAGAGCUCGUGA